This is a messenger RNA of Setaria italica (foxtail millet), 1639 nucleotides long. RefSeq names its product mediator of RNA polymerase II transcription subunit 19a. Gene Ontology annotation, biological process: positive regulation of transcription by RNA polymerase II. Gene Ontology annotation, molecular function: transcription coregulator activity; transcription factor binding. Gene Ontology annotation, cellular component: mediator complex. The coding region runs from base 532 to 1185 and encodes 217 amino acids. The transcript is spliced from 7 exons. NCBI's taxonomy places the organism in Eukaryota, Viridiplantae, Streptophyta, Magnoliopsida, Poales, Poaceae. The record is from RefSeq and is a predicted model, not a curated record.
ACCGUCACCGCUUCUCGCUGCGUAGCUUGCCGUCUGGCCGCCGCCGCGCUCCAGGGAUUCCGCGCUCGCCGGCCUCCUCGCGGCGCUCGCUCUUCACCUCACGCCGCCGGGAGGAACCGCAAGGCAGCGCAGAGCCCUACAGGUUUCGCCUCGCCCUCCGCCGCUGGCAAGCUCGGCAUCGCCGAACACCCUCCGUCAAAUUUAGGAAGCCGUGGAUCUAGGGGCAAUACCGGAAACUUGCAAGGAAUAUAGGGGGACUCGAGUAGCCCAGGUUUUCCUUCCUUGCUGUGCUAUAAUCCUAUCCGCCUCUUCUCUCAGAAGACCGCCGCCGCCGCAAUUGGUUGCGCUACACCGCCGGCGCCCUAACCUUAGCCGACGGGGCAGGGCAAAUUAGACCUCCGGUCCGCCCAAUUCUUCCCUUGUUGAGAAGCGGCUGCUUCCUCAUCUUCCCCUUUUGACUGGUACUGGAUACUGGACUUGCUGGAGUGGAGAUCCAUCCUCUUGUUUCUAAGGUGGGCAUGCAUUUCCAAUAUGUCUAGCUCUAAUCAGAUGGGUUCUGAUGGCAAGUUUGGGAGAGGUCCUCGGGAGCUUAGUGGUGCUGUUGACUUAAUUAGCCGCUACAAGCUGCUGAACCAUCAUAGUUUCUUUUGCAAGAAACCUUUGCCAUUGGCAAUUUCAGAUACAAAUUAUCUUAACAAUGUUGUGGGCGACACAGAAAUUCGUAAAGGAGAAGGGAUGGAGUUGGACCAACUCUUCCAAAACUCAUACCCAAGUGAGAAGACUGCUUACAUUCAGCCCUUUGACAUGGAAACGCUAGGACAAGCAUUUCAGCUGCGAGAAACUGCACCAGUAGAUUUGCCUUCUGCUGAAAAAGGUACACCAACCAUAUCUGGGAGACCAAAGAUCAAGUCCAAGGACAAAGUAAGGAAGCAUAAGAAACACAAAGAGAAAGACAGAGACAAGGAGGAGGAGCAGAAGAAACACAAACAUCGGCAUAAGGACCGGAGUAAAGAUAAAGAUAAAGAUAAGGACAAAGACAAAGAAAAGAAAAAAGACAAGAGUGGGAAUCAUGAGUCAGGAGGUGAUCAUUCCAAGAAACAUGAGAAGAAGAGGAAGCAAGAAGUAACUGGAAGUUCGGCAAGUGUCCAAAAUCACAAGAAAACACAAAAGCACAAAAAUCAGUGAAAUAUGCUAUGGACUUCGUUAAUUGCCAGCCAUUCAUGUUUCUUUAUUAGUUCAACUCCAUUUAUGCUGUUAAUGAGUGUGGCUCUGAAGUCUUUCUUUUCAAUAUCACUUCUAGCAGAGUUACCACAGACGGAAAAUUCAUACUAGGCUGCUCCGGAGGAAACAAGAUAUAAGCUAUGAUGGAAUACACCAUGUAUAUUGUUCUUCGAGGAGCUUGGACUUUGGCAUAUGGAGUUGUAAAUUAUUUUCUUAUGGAGUUGUAAAUUAUUUUCGCGUCGUUCCAGCUUAUGUCCAUUAGCAAUUCUUCAGCAUUAAUUGCAAUGUAUGAUCCUGUAAUUCAGACAACAGCAGGCCCAAAGCGGGGCCAGGAUAUCUUCCCAACCUUGUGACUUUAUGUAACAGAGAAGGCAGUGGAUAAAUAUGCAUGAUCCAGAAAACUGUGUUACAGACAACA